AUGACUGAACCUGAUAUUCGUGUGGUUGCAGCUAUUGAUUUCGGUACGACAUAUUCUGGCUAUGCGUACGCUCAUAAAGCGAACCCUAAUGAAAUCUUUGCUAACACUGACUGGCAAGAGUAUGAAGGAAGAUUCAAAACUCCAACAGUUUUAAAAUACAAUGAUAAUUGGAAACUUGAAAGCUGGGGCGCUCCAGCUUUAACUGAAAGACCAAAAAGGAGAGGAAAAAAUAUUAGUAAAAAACCCGUUGAAUUGUUUAAGCUUCACCUAGGAAAGAUGGAAAACAAACCUUCACUCCCUUCCGGCCUUGAUUAUAAAACCGCUAUUACUGAUUAUUUAUGUGAGAUAACAAAAUCUCUUAAAACAACCUUAGAAUCGCGUUGGCCAAUGGUUGACUUUUAUAGCCAAAUUCCUGCGGAAUUCGAUGCUACUGCAAUAGCUACAAUGCGCAAUUGUGCGCAUAAGGCUGGCUUGGUUCAACAAAAAGACACUCCUAAUUUAUUGUUUACAACUGAACCUGAGGCAGCAGCUAUACAUUGUAUGAAAGCUUUAAGAGAACAUGAUUUGGGUGUUGGAGAUUCGUUUAUGGUGGUCGAUUGUGGUGGAGGUACUGUUGAUUUAACAACCAGAAAACUUUUAGCUGGUAAUAAAUUAAGCGAAAUAACCGAACGUGAAGGUGACUUUUGCGGUGGAAGUUUUGUAGACCAAGAAUUUAUCAAAUUUCUUGGUAGAAAAGUUGGUUCUUCAGCAAUUGAUCUAGUUAGACAAAAUCAUUAUGGACAACUUCAAUACAUGGUCCAAGAAUUUUGUAGAAAAGUUAAGGUUCCAUUUACAGGAGUCAUUAAAGAUUUCAAAUCUGUUGAGCUUGACUUGGAGGAUAUUUGCCCGAUCUUGAAACAAUAUGUAAAAGGUCAAGCUAAAGAAGAUAUGGAAGAUGCUGAAUGGGUUGUGAACAUUGAAUUUGACGAUGUUAAAGCGAUGUUUGAUCCCGUAGUCGGUAAAAUAAUUAGAUUAAUUCAUGGUCAACUAAAUAAAAGUGACGAAGAGUGUUCCGUAAUGUUUUUAGUUGGUGGAUUUAGUGAAUCUAGGUAUUUACAAUCACGCAUCAGACAGGAAUUUAAUGGAAUUGUUAAAAAUAUACCAGUUCCUCCAAAUCCAAUUGUUGCUAUUGUUAAAGGAGCUGUACAAUUUGGCUUAAAACAAGAUGUAAUUGAUGACCGAGUUCUAAAAUGGACCUAUGGAACCCGAAUUGCAAGAGAUUGGACUCCUGAUGAUCCACUAGAACGAAAGACUGGUAAACACAUCAUUGUUUUUGAGCGACUAGGUAAAAAAGGUGACAGAGUUGGCGUGGAUCAAAAGGUUCUUCGUAUUUUUGCACCUACUAGUAUUAUUCAGGAACAUGCUUGUUUAGACCUUUACGUAACAUCUAAAGAUGAUGCAGAAUACUGUGACGAACCUGAUGUCAACUUGCUCGAUAAUUUUAAUUUUCAUGUUCCGAUAACUGGUGAUGACAUACGCCCAAUUUUAUAUGUCAUGAACUUUGGAAUGGUUGAAAUUCAAACCACUGCAAUUAAUGUUGCCACUGGUGAAAAAUAUGACAAAACAUUUGAUUUCGAUAUUUAA
Molecule: messenger RNA, 1623 nt
Organism: Cetraspora pellucida
Lineage: Eukaryota; Fungi; Glomeromycota; Glomeromycetes; Diversisporales; Gigasporaceae
Source: the annotation of a GenBank genome assembly